AUGGGCCAACCAUCAAUUCCCCCUACCCCUACCUCCGCCAGUGUGGCCGGUAAAACCGCCAUUAUCACCGGCGGCAACACAGGAAUCGGUUACGAAGUCGCCCGUCAGCUCCUCAUCCUCAAAGCAUCACGUAUCAUCAUCACUGUCCGAUCAACCAGUAAGGGUCAGGAGGCCGUCGCCUCACUGCGUGCCAUCCCGGAAGUGAAAAAGUUCAACCCCACCGCCACGAUCGAAUUCUUCCAUCUCGAUCUCGACGAUUCUCAAUCCGGCGUGGAGUUUGCAAAAAGAGUCCGCGCCGAGGUUCCUGAACUACACCUUCUCAUUUGCAAUGGUGGCGUUAAUGUGAUGAGUUACGAAGAUAGCAAAAGUGGCCAUGAACGUGUCAUGCAGGUCAACUGUUAUACUCAUUUCCUGGUUACAUUGGAACUCCUCCCCCUUCUUCGCACCACCGCAGUCAAAUGUGGCGAACCAUCGCGUCUUACGUUCGUCGGAUCGAGUAACCAAAACUUCAACACGCUGGCGAAAAAUGCUCCAAAGGAUUCCGAGACCGUGAUCGAACACUACGAUAACAAACAGACGUACAGUGGGUUGCAGCGGUACGCGGACAGUAAAUUCGUCGUAAAUGCGUUUGUGCAGCGACUGUCGACCAUCGUGCCACCUUCAGAGGUUAUCAUCAACGAUCCCUGUCCCGGGUUGGUGGCUACCGGAUUCGAUCGAGGACUGCCAUUUUGGUUGAAGCCGUUAAUGUAUGUGUUGAGGAAGUUGAUGGCGAGAACUGUCGAUGAGGGGGCAAGGACGCUUAUCUAUGCGGCUGUUGUUGCUGGGGAGGAGACCCAUGGGAAGUUUUUGCAGAGUAAUAAGGUGGAUCCUGGCGCGCCCAUCUUGCAGGAGAAAGCCGGACAGACUUUCAUCGAGAGAUUGUGGAAGGACACUAUCACAGAGGCUAGCCAGUAUGACGUUGAGUUGCAGAGCUUCGCUUGA
Molecule: messenger RNA, 981 nt
Organism: Penicillium crustosum
Lineage: Eukaryota; Fungi; Ascomycota; Eurotiomycetes; Eurotiales; Aspergillaceae
Exons: 2
Coding region: 1-981 (326 amino acids)
Source: RefSeq, a predicted model, not a curated record